ACUUUUAUUAUUAAACUCUUCAAAGCUAUCUGAGGUAGCUGAGCACUUUAGAUAUGGAGAGAUGCACAAGAUUUUUUUUUUUUCCAAUAGGGUGGGAGACAGUGAGUGAGUGAGCGAGUAGGAGAGAGGGCGCCAGUCAGGAACAAGCAUCAACUAAUUCUCAUCGAAGAUACGGAGCAGACCAAAGCCGCGUCAGACAAGAAGCAUCGCUGUUACUUCUUUUUACACUACUAAUAUAAUAUCCCCCGCUGUUUUUGUCCGAGUUUAGCCAAGACGUGAAGUCAGAAGAAGAAGGGAGCAGCGCAUUCACCCAGAGCAACGUCAAGGCGGAUGCCAUCAUGCCAUUUGGGUGCCUUGCCCUGCGCGAGGGGCGGUCAUACAACCAUAUAUCUGAUGUUACAGACAAAUAUGAGUUUGGACAAGUCCUCCGAGCGAAGGAGUUUUGUGAGCUGUGUCUUCUUAAGGAACGUCAGACAGACAAAGUGUUUGUCUGUAAAAAGUUCCUGAAGAAGGAUGGCAGGAAAGUCCGCAAGGCCGCCAAGAAUGAAAUUAUGAUUCUGAAAUUGGUGAACCAUCCCAAUAUUCUUCAACUGAUAGAUACAUAUGAGACCAGGAAAGAAUACUUUAUAAUUCAAGAACUAGCCACAGGAGGAGAUGUGUUCGAUUGGAUCUUGGACCAAGGGAAUUACACAGAGAGAGAUGCUUCCAAUGUCAUCAGACAAGUCUUGGAGGCUGUUGCAUACUUACAUUCCCUGAAUAUAGUUCACAGAAAUCUGAAGCUUGAAAAUCUGAUGUAUUACAAUGAGAACAACCACAACAAAGUUGUGUUGAGAGACUUCUACUUGUCACGAUUUGAAAAUGGGCCUAUAACAGAACCUUGUGGAACUCCCGAGUAUCUAGCUCCUGAAGUGGUGGCUCGGCAUCGCUAUGGACGACCAGUUGAUUGUUGGGCUGUGGGUGUUAUUAUGUUUAUACUUUUAUCAGGUAACCCUCCAUUUUAUGAUGAAACAGAAGAGGAAAAUACAGAUUUACAUAAUCGCAUUAUAUUCUGUCGGAUUGUUGCUGGUGACUUUGAGUUUGAUUCACCAUACUGGGAUGAUAUUUCACCUGCAGCUAAGGAGCUUGUUUGUCGGCUAAUGGAGGUGGAUCAGAUGCUGCGAAUUACAGCACAGGAUGCACUCUGGCACGAAUGGAUUGCUGGGAAUGGGGCAUCAGAGAAAAACCUUAAAGAUGGAGUGUGUGCCCAGUUUGAAAAGAACUUUGCCAAGGCUAAAUGGCGGAAAGCAAUUCGGGUAACAACAUUCAUGCAGCGACUGAAGAACACCGAGGCUAUGACUGACAGCUCAGCUGAGGUUCAGGGAGGGGAGGAGUCCCAAAGAACCAGUGAUGAGGGAGAUAAGGGCACAAGUGAUGGAGGAGUAACAUCCAGUAGUGUGUCUUUAGAGGUGACAGUAGAGAACAGUCCAGUGGGUUUGGAUCAUGAGGAGAUAGGAGAUAGGAUAACAACAAGUAUAGGCCCAACAGUAGGCAUUUCGCCUUCAGAAAUAAAGGAACCUCCAUGUCAGCAGAAUCAAUCAAAUGCAAAACCUGAAACUGCACAGGAGAAAAGGGCUGAUGAUGGAAAUAGAACAACAGUGCCAAAUAUCAGCCAAAAUUGUGUCAAGGAGUCAGAAAGAUUAGAUGUUGACAAAAAGCAAGUCUCCCACUCUCCUGACACAGCUAACAAACGUAAGAUGGCUGCUUCAUUCCCUGGCAUGACAUCCACUGACUCAAGUCCAGCUGCAGUCACAAUCACACCUGAGAAAAAGCCUGGUGAACAAAGGGAUGAAAACAGUGGAUACUGGUGUCAGACUCAGGUCCCAGAGGCAGUGGCUGAGAGGGCAGUGGCACCAGUCUCACCAGCUACAUCAGUGGCAGAGGUAAGAAUCAGAGGAGAAACUAGCCCAUUAGUUAGACGAGAUAGAGAGGCCAGAAAAGCAGACAGAUACAGCGCUGAAUACAGUGUACCACGGACAACUCCUGCCCCUGGACCAGGGUGUUAUUCAGUCGGCAGCACAGCCAGUUUGGGCCGUCAUGCAACACCUUACAAGCCUCAAAUGGUCACAUCUGGAAUGGAGAUGACAGGUUUUGGAAAUCCAUACAGCUCCCUGUAUGCGAGUGGUUCAGGCAUCGGGAUGUAUGGAACUGGGCUACCACACACAAGUGACUGGCAAAUGGACAGUGUUAUCGAGCAGAUUGAGAAGCAAAUGGCAGCUGUGUUGGAGAAAAUUGAGGGAGACAUGCCGUCAUUGCUGGAGCAAAUCAGUGACUGUCCACCUGAACCGGUCCGUGUGGUUCGGAGCGCACACGCUUCUCCUGCCACCUCCAGAGCUCCUCCGCCACUGCCCAGCUCUCCCAGACCUGCACAGCCUCCUCUGCCUCGUCUGACCAUUCCUCCCCCUUCCUAUCCACCUCCCUCUCCACCUACACACGCUACUGUCUCUUCCCAAGAACCAGAAGAAAGAGAUGGACAAAGGAGUACAACUCACACUGGCCAGUCUCCACGAGCUGGAACAAGCAGGGGUCUUUGAAGAAUACACACAAUAUAACUGCACUUUUUGUGGACUGCUUAACUUGCAUCAUGCUAAAUCUAAGUACAAACUGACAUUGAACUACAUGCUGGACUAUUUAAGGGAGUUUUUUUAUUUUUGCUUGAGUUAUUUAUUUUUCAGUUAUUUAUUUAUGUCAACAUGUAUCUUAAUGUGCAUGAAAUGCUCACCACCCUGUGUAGAGGCGUGGUAUUGUCAGUAGCUCAAGGGAAAUGUGUUAUGUUUUAGUAUCCUUCUAAUUGUAAAUGCCCAAAUGCGCCAUCUACUUUUCAUCAAUACCAUUCCCAUAAUGACCUUUUAUCUACAUGUAGCUCUUCAAUGCACUGUAUAUCAAAUCUCCAGAACAAUUGUGGGCUACUUCAAGGGGCUACUUAUGGCAGGAAGUAGGCUACAUUAUUUUUUCUGAUUAAUAUAUUGUAAAUAGCUUUGCAAUAAUAUAAUGCAUACAAGAUAAGCACAAAAGUGUUCUGAUUUUUUUAUGUUAAUUUGCUCUAUUUCCCAUGUGUUUAUUUAUUUUUUAUAUAGUCAUUUUGUACAGAUAUUUUGGGAAAUACAGUAGGUGUUGAAAAGGAGAUAAUUUGAUUUUGUCUUUCAUCGUGAACUGCUUUUCCAUUGUUGUGCACCUUGUCCUGCGUAAACUGUGUUGUUUGCAUCUUUAAAAUAAAAUUAAAUAAAGCAUCGUCUUUGCU
Molecule: messenger RNA, 3277 nt
Organism: Periophthalmus magnuspinnatus
Lineage: Eukaryota; Metazoa; Chordata; Actinopteri; Gobiiformes; Gobiidae
Gene: camkvl
Product: CaM kinase-like vesicle-associated, like
Exons: 11
Coding region: 339-2570 (743 amino acids)
Biological process (GO): peptidyl-serine phosphorylation
Cellular component (GO): intracellular anatomical structure
Molecular function (GO): calcium/calmodulin-dependent protein kinase activity; calmodulin binding; ATP binding
Source: RefSeq, a predicted model, not a curated record